AUGUUUGCUACUCGUCGUCUUCUCUUUUCAACGAGAAUUACGUUCUUCACUCGGGAAACUUGUGGUCUCUGCACCCAGGCUAAGCAUGUAUUGUCAGAUGUUUGGGAUAAAAGACCCUUUGACUAUACAGAGGUUAAUGUCGAUCUUCCAAAGCCUGAGUCCAAGCAAUGGAGAGACAUAUACGACUUUGAUGUCCCGGUGAUUCACAUCAGUAAAGCCUCCGGGCCUGAAGAAGAGCCAAGCAAAGUUGGUAAAGCAAUCAAAUUGAUGCACAGAUUCACUGCCGAGCAAGUCGAGGCUCAAAUGGACAAAGCAGAGAAAAACUAA
Messenger RNA from Fusarium fujikuroi IMI 58289, 327 nucleotides. RefSeq lists its product as uncharacterized. The transcript is spliced from 2 exons. Bases 1 to 327 code for a protein of 108 amino acids. The record is from RefSeq and is a predicted model, not a curated record. NCBI's taxonomy places the organism in Eukaryota, Fungi, Ascomycota, Sordariomycetes, Hypocreales, Nectriaceae.